GCUUGUUAGCUGCUCUCGGUGGUCCCGUUAACCGGUAGAUCGGUUCCUCUCCUCCGGUAGAAACAAGAUGGAGCCGUUAAACCGGGUUUACUAAACACAUCUGGAAGUGUUAAUCAUCGCGAGGACAAAAGACAGGCUUUAAUGAACGGUCAGGUGGAGGUCGGCAUGGCGGAGCAGUCGGACCCCGAAGAUGCCGCGUCAGAGAGAGAUAUCUACAUGCGCUUCAUGAAAUGUCACAAAUGUUACGACAUCAUUCCCACCAGCUCCAAACUGGUGGUUUUCGACACCACUCUGCAGGUGAAGAAGGCAUUCUUUGCUCUGGUGGCCAACGGAGUGAGAGCUGCUCCACUGUGGGAGAGCAAGAAACAGAGCUUUGUAG
Notothenia coriiceps (black rockcod) is the source of this 379-nucleotide messenger RNA. RefSeq names its product 5'-AMP-activated protein kinase subunit gamma-2-like. Gene Ontology annotation, cellular component: nucleus; nucleotide-activated protein kinase complex; cytoplasm. Gene Ontology annotation, biological process: protein phosphorylation; regulation of catalytic activity. The annotation marks the transcript as partial. Gene Ontology annotation, molecular function: AMP binding; protein kinase binding; protein kinase regulator activity. Lineage: Eukaryota; Metazoa; Chordata; Actinopteri; Perciformes; Nototheniidae. The transcript is spliced from 4 exons. The record is from RefSeq and is a predicted model, not a curated record.